AUGUUGAAAAAAAUUUCUCAACUGACUAGCGUGGUGGUGCCGUCUCAAGUAUGGCUGAAACGUCAGCCAGUGUACAACCUGUAUCGUGUAGUUGGUUGUUACGGUAGUCGGUGUAACGAUUUGUCGCGAGUUAUUACGUAUCUUCCUAAAUGUCCCGUGUUUUACUUGUACAAAACCUCGAGAGGAAGGCUUAAACAAAUUAGUGAAACUGCUGUCAGCACAUGCAGUGGAACAGACGGAGAAGAAAUGGCACCAACGCGUGUUAUUCUUAUGUCGUGUGGCAGUUAUAACCCUCCGACCAAUAUGCACCUAAGAAUGUUUGAGAUCGCCCGUGAUCAUCUUCACAGGAUGGGAACACAUAUUGUGGUUGGCGGUGUCAUAUCUCCUGUGCAUGAUGCAUAUGCCAAGAAAGAGCUUGCAAGCGCGUCACACAGAUGUGCUAUGUUGAAACUAGCUUUACAUAACAGCGAUUGGAUUCGACUGAGCAGUUGGGAGACUAGACAAAAUGGUUGGACAAAAACUAGAAUUAGUUUGCAACAUCACCAAAAUUUAUUGAACUCUGUGUUGCUCGACUCGAACAAUAUUAAGCACAUACCAAUUGAAGAUCUGGAGUGGAUACCAGAGAAUGUGAAGAAUAGUUCUGAUCAUACGCCUAUCCAAAUCAAGUUGUUGUGCGGUGCUGACUUGUUAGAAAGUUUUGGAACCUAUGAUCUGUGGGCAGAAGACGAUAUCGAUGCUAUUGUCGGCGAACACGGUCUCGUAGUUAUUACCAGAGAAGGCUCAAAUCCAAAUAAAUUUAUAUAUGACUCAGAUAUUCUUUCCAGGCAUAUGCACAAUAUAUACAUAGUAACCGAAUGGAUUCCAAAUGAAGUUAGCUCAACUAGGAUAAGAAGGGCGCUAAAACGAGGCGAAAGCGUUAGAUAUCUCCUGCAGGAUGCUGUAAUCGAUUAUGUCUAUAAACACGGGAUAUACGAUGCGAAGACGACGGCGUCGACAAUUAAGUUGGAACUGACCUCGCCGAACGCGAAUAAUUACUUGACCAUUGACUCCAAGUAUCAAAGCACUUUUCUCACGCCGUCGCCUAGCGACGUAACCAUGGACUCCCCGAGUCCGAUCGAAAUAAUAUCCAUCGACGUGCCCGACACAGUUCUCCGUAAGAAUAUCCAGAACGCCACGAACAUAGCCGCACGGCACGGCGGUCUCGAGGAGGCUCGCGAAAAAUUUAUAAACGCCCUAGUGGCCGAGAACGGCAACGCCAAACACUUGCCCACCUCGAAGGCCGCGUAUCCAGGUCUCGCGAAACAGAUCAUCGCCACCGAAACCGGCGAGUCGCAGAUCCUCGACGAGGUAGGUUUCGUUGACGAUGAGAGAACGGUCAGGACGGCAGCGGAGGUCCAGUCGCGACCUAGCCAGGUAGAACAGGAGUCCUCGAGCGUCGUCGUCUCGGCCAAACAGGAAGAUUCAACGACGGAGGAUACGAACGCCUGCGUAGAGGCGAGGGACAACGAGUCCAACGACGGCAGAGUUCCAACGACGCUCGAGGACGACGUAGGAUUAAGUAGAGGCAAAGACGGCGAUGGUAGAUCCUCGGUGUCGCCGUCGAGUCUCUCCGUGACGUCCGCUGUGGACAACAGCGGUCGUCAUGAGUGCGCUCUGUCGGACUUCAGCGUGGACAAAGAGGAUUACAGGCUGACCCGUUACGGCUUAGAUGACGCCAUGGAGGACGAGGCGCAGGAACAGAGCGAGGAGACGCGAUUAGGCAAGGAGCAGUCCAGCUCGAACGACACGAACGAGAGCAACGUCGUAGAGCAGGACUGUUUCGCCAGCGAUAGCGUGCGGUGCUCCAACACCCAGGUGUUGGUCCUGGUUAGCGCCAUGAUACACAACCCUUUCGAGAAAGAAGCCGCGACGUUGAUCUUAGAGGAGAACGGGGUUCAGGGUAAGGGCGAGAUCACGAUAUACAAGGGCGAGUCGGAUAGGAGCAUCGACAAGCUCAGUCUGCUGGUACAGCCGUCUGUGCCCGUGCCUAACGAGAGUUCGGUUAAGAUUCAAGAAAUAGUCGACGAAGAACCGGAAGGUACGAAGGUGGGUUCAGACGAACCUUCGGCUGUGGAUAACGCCUCGAAGAGGGACGUUAAUCUGGAGAUAGACGGUAAGUAUCUGAAGUCCGUGGUGAACUCACGCAAGAGUCCCAGGAAGACCAAGAAUGGGCAGAUGAGAGUGUACGAGAACGAGGAGAAACGAGGUAAAAACGGGGACAAAGCGAAGAAGAAGUGUACCGAUUCGUGUACACAGUCGGAGGACACGUUCUACAAGUCUCUGUCGAAAUCCUCGCCGAGAACGAAGGAGGGGAAGUCCUCGAGAUCGAGUACCCAGAAGACAGCAAACAGUUCGAAGAUCUACGAGUCCUCGCAUCGAUACUACGCGCCUCUUAAAGGAAGCUUAGACUCUGUGAUCGCCACCGGCGACCCCAGGACAUCGUCCAGGCGAAGAUCGAACACCGACGAGACGUUCUCGCAGAAGUCGAAGAGUUACGAGUCGAUAAAGAUCAUCCAGGAGGCCUGCUACGAGGAGCCGUCCAAGGCGGACAGCACCUCCCAGUUGAUCACGGCAAACGACCUGGACAUGCAGACGGAGGAGUACUGCUCCGUCUGCUGCUACGGGAACGAGAUGUCCCUGAGGACCGAGGAAGCCUUAGGGAGUCCAAGUCAAGAGAAUUUCUAUACUUUGCGCUCGAACUGCAGCUCCCUGGGAGACGAGGACUCCACGGAGUGCGACAUCUGUAGCUCCUGGAACCUCCAGGAGUCCACCGACGUGCUGGACAGGAGGAUCGCCUCGACGAACGAUUGCGAUCAGCUGUGCGAGGUUUGCGAGAUCUGCGGCGAGACGAUAUUCUCCACGCAGGGACCCGUGCACGGGAGAACGCUAGAGUCGUCGUCGAGGAGUCUUCCCAAAGAGGUUUCCAGGAUCGUCGACAGCACCACGACCUACCCGUCGCUGGACGACGACAGCUUCGAGAUCGAGAACUGUGGCCUCCAGAGCGGGCCAAACUCUGCGGACGAUAGGCCAUCGCGCGAAGGUGAGAAACAGUUAUCCAUGUCUUUCAAUUUAUUCGACCCGUCAGUGGUCAAGAGGAAGCCGCAGGAGCAGUACUUCAUCCCCAAGGACGAGAUAGCGAUCCUGUCCAGCGGGACCAGGCGGAUCAGUCGCAAGGCGUCCUUGCUGAGGAAGAAGCCAGAAGAUUCAACGAUCGUCUCCGAAGAUAAACGGCGCUACUCGUCGGUGGACAAUCUUCAGUUGGCCAAGACGUCCUCCAGGAGCAACGAUAAGAUCCUCAGGCCUAGGAACAGCAAGCUGAUCGGUUCUGCGGAUAAUAUACGCGCCCCGAAGAGCUCCAGGCGGUGCAAGUCGUUGCAGAGGUCUGCAGACAACGUGCGCUACAUGGACUCGUCUACGGACAACCUGGACUCACUGAUAGAGGGCCUGGACAGAGAGGACGAAGGGGACACUGUCGAAUGGAUGGAGAGACCUAACAUCAGAGACAACGAAACGGUGAAGAUGAUCCUGACCAAGCACGGCAUCAAGAUCAUCAGCGAGAAGGAGACCGCUCUGUAAUCCAGAUGGCUCUAACGCAGACGAACAAUCAACGAAUUGAGGAACGCGAUUUUUCAGAGGAUACUGCUCACAUUAGUUGGAAACAGAGAACACGCGAAUUAGCUCGAGCUCUCGUUAGGUCACCCGAAAACUUUUAGCAGACUUGUCGACUCACCCUGCGACGGUGACUGCCGCCUUCGAGAGUAUACCGAGAUUUUUCACUGUACGAUAGCCUAGUCUGACGAAUACGUGUCUCUGUAUAGCUCACUCGAGGGACAGGUUCUCUCCGAGCGAGAGGAGCGCUGAAGUGUUACGAUUAUAUCCAGCUCAUAGAUUCUAUUUAAUUAAAUCGAUAUUAAGCGAGUAAGGGGAGCAUUUCAUAUCGUAAACGCGAUCGUGUUUCUAGAACUCUUUUAACAAAUUAUGGAGGCACAAGUUUAGCAUGAAUUAGGUCAUUGAUCGAAUGAGGUGGAUUAGAAAAAUAAAAAGUAUUUCAUUUUUCCAACUCAUUUCAUUGAAACAAUUCAUACAUAUUGAAAACAUGUGAUUUCAGAAUUGUUCACGAGAGUUCCUUAAUUGCGUUUAUAAUAUAAAAUGAAUCCCACAGCCAUUACUCCCUCAAUUUAGAUUUAUUAUUAAGGACAAGGAUGGUUUAUAAUGGUUCAUUAUUCAUUCGGAUAAUGAUCUAUACAGGGUGUUAACGAAACCGCAGACCGUAUUUCAGAAUCGAUUAUUCGCGCGAAAAGAAACCAAAAAGUCCUUGACCAUUUUACAAUCCUAUGCUUUAUUACGUAGAUACGAGCAAUCAAAGUUUACUCCCGUGACUCAUGGCGCGCCAUUUUAUAUCCCCUGUCAGCUGAUCGCUGCGCACGCGCACGCGUCCAGAACUUCAGCUGCUUGUAUCUCGAUAACGAAAUCUCUGAUUGUGAAAUGGAAAAGGACUUUUCGAUUCGUAUUGUCGCGUGGAAUCGAUCUGAAAUUAAGUUCCCGCGUUUUUGAUAACGUCCUUUAUACCGAUUUCUAUUUAAAUAAAGUAAUUCGCGCGACGAGAUUUUUGGGAAACGACGGAGCUGCGAACGAACGAAAUCUCGAAGCGUAUUAUUAAGUCGCACGUUGAUCGUCGUAAAUAGGAAAAGUUCUAACGAGUAUAAUAUGCAUACGAGAACACAGGCCUUCGUAAACCUUUUAGAGAACGCAGUAAAAAAAAAAAAAAGA
Molecule: messenger RNA, 4809 nt
Organism: Hylaeus anthracinus
Lineage: Eukaryota; Metazoa; Arthropoda; Insecta; Hymenoptera; Colletidae
Gene: Nmnat
Product: nicotinamide/nicotinic acid mononucleotide adenylyltransferase 1
Exons: 5
Coding region: 1-3615 (1204 amino acids)
Biological process (GO): NAD+ biosynthetic process
Molecular function (GO): nicotinate-nucleotide adenylyltransferase activity; nicotinamide-nucleotide adenylyltransferase activity
Source: RefSeq, a predicted model, not a curated record